This is a messenger RNA of Cololabis saira (Pacific saury), 2077 nucleotides long. It is a transcript of the gene gp1bb, whose product is annotated as glycoprotein Ib platelet subunit beta. The coding region runs from base 182 to 799 and encodes 205 amino acids. The transcript is spliced from 2 exons. The record is from RefSeq and is a predicted model, not a curated record. Lineage: Eukaryota; Metazoa; Chordata; Actinopteri; Beloniformes; Belonidae.
GUGUGUGUGUGUGUGUGUGUGUGUGUGUGUGUGUGUGUACGCUCAUAACUUGACAGCAGCCUUUAUCAGUGAGCAGCAGCUGUUGAGAUCAUGCAAUUCUUCAUCUUGUCCAGUCUGAGAGCAACUGUAAGAAGCAGAGUCAUCUCCAGAGACACGCAGAGCCGAAGUGGGAACCACGACCAUGCCUCUGCUCCUGAGUCUGCUCAUCUUGCUUGGAGGUCAAAGCUCGUCAGCCUGCCCCCACCUAUGCUCUUGCCAAGGCAGUCAGGUGGAUUGCAGCCGCAGGUCUCUCACCUCUUCCUCCCUGCCCACGAGUUUCCCGUCAGGAACUACCGAGCUCCAUCUCCACCAUAACCACCUGACCACCCUUCCCAAUGGGUUCCUGGACGACCUGACCUCCCUACGCUCCGUCUCCCUUCACGAUAACCCCUGGAUUUGUGACUGUGGCGUUCUCUACCUGCGGGCCUGGCUGCGACGUCAGCCCAGCAACCACCCAUCACACUUGGGGGUGAACUGCAGCUCCCCUCCCAGCCUGAGAGGACGGCUGGUGGUGUAUCUAACUGAGGAGGAGGUACUGGAGUCCUGCCAGUACUGGUAUUGUAACCUGGCCAUUGCCUCUUUGGUGUGUCUGUUUGUAUUUGUGGCGGUCCAAGUGUUUUUGCUGGUGGCGCUCAUUGUUUUCCUGAGGAGGUUUGAGAGGCUGUCCAGGGAGGCGAGACGAACGACAGAGGAGAGCUUUACGGCUGGGGAGAAUCAGAGGGAAAACGAGUUUGAGCAUCUAAAGGACAGCACAUUAUGAGAGGGAGCUGUGAUGUGUGGACGGCUGAGUUUCAUGUCCACACUCCCAAGAACAUGUCACAAACUGAGACUAUAACCUUCAUUUUCAUAUGUAUUGAAACAAAAUACAAACGAUGUCAAUCAUCAACGUGACACUGACUACAAUGAAUACAUACAGUGAAUGCAUUUGCAGUUUAAUUAGGAAAAUGCACCCCAUUAGUCAUCAUAGACCACGACAAAUAAAAAAAGAUUAAAAUCAGCCUGACAAAGGGCCUAACCUUACACUUAUUCAUACCAGAGGGUUAUAGUUCCUAUAGCACAACACUUGCCAGGAUUAUCAUUAUGGUUUCAUUGCAUGGUUAAUAUUGUUAUAGUAGGAGGGGACCCGGGUGGGAUGGCUGGGUUGGCGUCCCCGUCCCGAUGCAGAUGACUCCGUAGGGUGGCGUUCCCUCUCUGGUCCUUCUGUGCUACUCCUUUUUUUUUAACUCUACAUUUUAAUUAUUAUGAUGUUGUGCGUAUGUGGGGUUUGUGUGUGGGGUGAUGUGGGUGUUGGGCCCUGCUUUAAGUUUUUAAAUUGUACAAUUGUUAAACAUGUAAUGCACUUUGUGCUACAUAUAAUGUAUGAAAAGUGCUUUAUAAAUAAAGUUUGAUAGAUUGAUAGAUUGAUUGAUUGAUUGAAUGACAGUAAUCCCACAAGUCUGACUGUUGAACAAUUCCACCAAAACAUGUAGUGGAUGGGACAAUUUAUACUUUCAUUUCUAUCUGGAUUACAAACUAUGUAAAGUGCUAUAUAUGUAUCCCUGGUGCUUUCAUGAUGCGAUUUUUCCAACAUAUCGGGAAAUGUCGAUACUGAUUUAUCUUUGUACAAUUCAAUUCUUUUUACUUGUUCGCAACAGACUUAUAUACACUUUAUACCACAUGUUUGUGCAAUCAUAUUUGGCAGAAAACUGGAAAAGCUGUUACUGUUUGGAGCAGUUCUGAAUAAUUUUGCUCCUGUGGUUUAAUCAAGAUUACUGAGUCGGUCAUUUAGACCUUAAUUCAACCGAAAUCAGCAUAAAUGAAGACAGUCACACACACAACCUGUUUUUUAUGGUGAUAACGGUAUGUACAGUAGGUAUUGGUUUUGUUGAGAGAGAAGAGUUUAAUAAACAAUUGAACUGAUCUGAUCUGUUUGUGUCACAGUUUCAUUGAUCACUACAUUGCAAUGACUUUGAAUGAAAUAAGUUUGAUGUUAAAAAAAAAGGAAAGGCUUAGUUGUACUGAAGCUACUUUUGUCAUUUUAUUGUAGGUUAACUUUUCU